Messenger RNA from Priceomyces carsonii, 1092 nucleotides. RefSeq names its product tRNA 1-methyladenosine methyltransferase subunit. Gene Ontology annotation, biological process: tRNA methylation. NCBI's taxonomy places the organism in Eukaryota, Fungi, Ascomycota, Pichiomycetes, Serinales, Debaryomycetaceae. Gene Ontology annotation, cellular component: nucleus; tRNA (m1A) methyltransferase complex. The transcript has a single exon. Gene Ontology annotation, molecular function: tRNA (adenine(58)-N1)-methyltransferase activity. The record is from RefSeq and is a predicted model, not a curated record. The coding region runs from base 1 to 1092 and encodes 363 amino acids.
AUGUCCUUUUACAGCUAUAAGACCUACAUAGAAGAAGGUGACUUGGUUUUGAUUUAUCUUGGGAGAUCUAGUCUCAAGCCAAUUAUAGUUAAGACUGGAGAUCGUUUGAACACAAGGUAUGGUCAUUAUGAUCAUAUUAAUAUGAUUGGCAAAAAAUACGGCGAGCAGAUGGCUGGAGAUAGUGGAUAUGGAUUUAUAUAUUUGCUACACCCAACUCCUGAGAUGUGGACGCUUUCAUUGCCUCAUAGAACCCAAAUCGUUUACUCUAAGGACUCGUCAUAUAUCUUACAAAGACUUAACGUCACGAGUGGAACUCGAGUUCUUGAGGCGGGUACUGGCUCGGCAUCUUUCACACAUUCUUUCGCAAGGACAGUAGGGCUCGACGGGAAGGUUUUUACCUAUGAGUUUCAUGAGCCAAGAUUCUUAGAAGCCAAGAAAGAGCUCGAAGAGCAUGGGCUCACCAAAAAUACUAUAAUUACUCACAGAGACGUAUGUAAUGACGGAUUUCACAUAGAGAGCAUACCUGAAUAUUUCCAAAAAGAGGGAAAAAUUAAUGCAGAUGUCGUGUUCCUCGACUUACCAUCUCCGUGGACAGCAAUAACUCAAUUAUCAUCUGUGAUUUCACAAACAACAGCCGUUGGAAUUUGCUGCUUCUCGCCGUGUAUCGAGCAGGUUGAUAAGACAGUGAAAUCUUUGCAAGAUGAAGGUUGGAUCAAUAUAGAAAUGGUAGAAGUUUCAAGUAAGCGGUGGGAAGCUAGAAGGGAGAUGGUGAGGGAUGUGGGUGACGUUGUAAAGAGACUUAAGGACGUCCAGGCUAGAAAAUCUGCUGGCAUUGAAAGUAGAAGAGUCGCAAGUCUUCAAGCAGGUGACAAGAGGUCUCAAGAUUCUGAUGGUGAUGAUAAGCCAGGACCCACCAAGAUUCAGAAUCAAGGUAAGGGGUUUAAUCCCUUUGGAAAAGGAAUGAGAAUUAGAGAAGGUGAUAGACAAUUCAAAUGGAAACAAGUUACCAAGAUUGAAACAGAUAUUAAAAGCCAUACUUCGUACUUGACCUUCGCCUUGAAGCUACCAGAAAAAAGAUUGUACAAUAGCUAA